UGGUCAUUUCGUGCCUCUCAACUUCUCCACCCAUUCUCCAUCUUCAUUGGCAAUUCGCAGACAGAGCAAUAAGGAGAGGGGGAGGCUGUGAAGUGUGAUCGAGAGAUGAGGCGAGGACUGGACUGCGGGCAAACUCCGGCGGGAGGAGUCGGGAAGAGGCAGAGGAGGCAGGUGGAAGGGGGAGAAGAGGGUGGGGAGAUGUUGGCGGAGACGGCGUUUGUGAACCUAGACGAAGAUUUGCUGUUCGAGGUGCUGAAGCACGUGGACGCGCGGACGCUAGCGACAGCGGCGUGCGUUAGCAGGCAGUGGAAGAGGACGGCGCACGACGAGAGGCUCUGGGAGAUGAUCUGCACGCGCCAUUGGGCCAACGUCGGGUGCGGGAGUCAGCAGCUACGCUCCGUGGUCCUCGCUCUCGGAGGCUUCCGUCGCCUCCACGCGCUCUGUCUCUGGCCCCUCCUGAAAUCCCCCCCUUCCUCCUCCUCCUCCUCCCCCUCCCCUUACACAACGUCGUCUCACUCUCCUCAGUCCUCCCCAUUUUCGCCUCCGGUGGUCCCGUCAAAGAAGGCGCCUACUCGCUGGGGAAAGGACGAGGUUCAUCUUUCCUUGUCUCUUCUCUCCAUUCGCUUCUACGAGAAAAUGAGUUCCAAAAGCAAAGGCAGUUAAAUUUGCAACUCUAUAAUCUCCCUCACUCCUUCUCAUAUUCCACGAAAUUCCUCCCUUUUCUUUUAUCUUUUCUGUUUGUUUCUCGGGAGAACAGCCUUUGAGCAUAUUCUGGUAUUGUAUGGAUUUUGUAAAUUACAAGUAUGAGGUUGUUAAUCGUUAUUAUCCUUCAAACGUUGUAAAAAUUGUUGUGUUUGUUCUUCAA
This is a messenger RNA of Vitis riparia (riverbank grape), 865 nucleotides long. RefSeq names its product F-box protein GID2-like. Gene Ontology annotation, cellular component: SCF ubiquitin ligase complex. Gene Ontology annotation, biological process: regulation of gibberellic acid mediated signaling pathway. Gene Ontology annotation, molecular function: protein binding. The transcript has a single exon. Lineage: Eukaryota; Viridiplantae; Streptophyta; Magnoliopsida; Vitales; Vitaceae. The coding region runs from base 106 to 663 and encodes 185 amino acids. The record is from RefSeq and is a predicted model, not a curated record.